This is a messenger RNA of Fibroporia radiculosa, 1242 nucleotides long. RefSeq lists its product as uncharacterized. Bases 1 to 1242 code for a protein of 413 amino acids. The transcript has 2 exons. The record is from RefSeq and is a predicted model, not a curated record. NCBI's taxonomy places the organism in Eukaryota, Fungi, Basidiomycota, Agaricomycetes, Polyporales, Fibroporiaceae. Gene Ontology annotation, molecular function: protein binding.
AUGAUACCCAUCCCGGUAGAACUUCUGGACCAUAUAGCGAGCUACUUGUGGUACGACUCAUCAUCGCUACUGGCGAUUUCACUUUGCUCUCAGUCUUGGCGUUCAGCGUGCCGGCCUUAUGUAUUCCGUAGAAUUACCAUCAACACGGAGUGCAGACACCAGGAGCUACUCGGGUUGAUAGAAGAUACUCCUGCAAUUGCGCAUUGGGUCCGGGAGUUGCGCAUCAGGGAGUCGUUGCCUGGGGAAGCAGAUUUAGCAUGGGUUCCCUCUAUUGCCAUCUCGAUGGCGAAGAACCUCAAGAAGGUCUACUCUCUGGAGUUCGUUGACUUGUAUGUCCCACUCGAAAAGAUGAAGAAAUAUGCCAGCACGGAGCUCUUCUUGAGCAUGCCGUCCUUCAAGGCCGUAACGCGUCUCAGCUUUGUUCGAUGUCAAUUCCAUAGGUCCUUCAUCUUCUCCCUCAUAGCUCUCCUUGUCUCUUCCCUUCCUAAUAUCCAUGAUCUACACUACCACGACAUCUCAUGUGUGACCGCUCACUAUCAUAUACCUAUGGAAACAGAUGCAAUCGACGCUGGCAUGCAUUCAUAUCUCGCCCAUAUACCUGCGGUUCACUUUCACACAUAUGACAGCGGCAUUCCGUUUCCGUGGCUUCCGAAUUGGUUCAUGAGCACGCAAGCACCAGGAUGUCGAAGCUACUCCUUUCACACCUCGCGGGUGUCCGAUUUGCCCAAGAUAGGUCGUGUCAUACAGGGACUCGGUGGGGCUCUACAUCAAGUCGAGUUGCGGUUUAUCAAUUCGAACAAAUGGAGACGGGAUCACGGGUCCAACAGUAUGUUCGGCUUCAUCGUUUCUGUUAAUGUGCUCCUCACUGUAUCUCCAGUUAUCCUUCACUCGAUCAGUUUUUCCAAAAACCCACAGUUGCACAGCAUUAACCUGCACGAUCCAAGUCAUCCUGUCGUUGUUCCGCUCCUCGCUAGCAUUGCAUCGCCGAGCGUGCUAGAGCUCAAGUUUUCGAUCGCAUUCGAGAAUACGUGUAAAUUUAGGAAGAAAAAAGUAUAUGACAACCUGGAGGCCAUCCUGCUCAGCCCUCGCUACGCCAACCUCCUCAACGUUUAUUUUGUCUACACAGGCUCGCUGAGACUCGCUGUAGUCUCCGGGAAAGUGCAUCACAUCUUCAAUUCCUUGUCACGUCGAGUACAUUUGCAUGUCUUGGCAGCGGAGCCAUCACAGGACCCUUGUACUUGA